Daphnia carinata is the source of this 3512-nucleotide messenger RNA. It is a transcript of the gene nAChRbeta1, whose product is annotated as acetylcholine receptor subunit beta-like 1. Bases 385 to 2193 code for a protein of 602 amino acids. Gene Ontology annotation, molecular function: acetylcholine-gated monoatomic cation-selective channel activity; transmembrane signaling receptor activity. Gene Ontology annotation, cellular component: postsynaptic membrane; neuron projection; synapse. The record is from RefSeq and is a predicted model, not a curated record. The transcript is spliced from 7 exons. Gene Ontology annotation, biological process: chemical synaptic transmission; nervous system process; monoatomic ion transmembrane transport. NCBI's taxonomy places the organism in Eukaryota, Metazoa, Arthropoda, Branchiopoda, Diplostraca, Daphniidae.
UCCUAGUGAGUUUCAGGCUGAUUAUCAUUGAACGCCGAGAGUUGAGAAAGAACGUGUUCGUGUGGCCCCGGUUCGGUUGUUUUGAGUAUGAGUUUGAGUUGAGAUCUCAGUUGACCGUCACGCUAUUGCAACGUCUAAGGAAGAAAAGCCGGGCAGAAAAAGGCGGAUGUCAGUGGCGUUAAUCAAUGCCACACAGGAAGAAAGAUCAACUAAGUGGACAAGACAAGCUCUGUUCUUUUCCAGCAUCCGACCGCCUGUGUGUAGUUUAGUAGGUCUGGAUCUCGUGCGCCAUGACAAACAGCCUUUGAUGAGUGAAGCGGAAUAUAACCAAUCUGAAAACGUGAAAGAAACAAACAAGUGAAGUGAGGAGAAACGAACGGAAGAAUGAAAUUGCUCAGUCUGAACCGUGGAUGCUUCAAUGCCGCCAUGGCAACAACGAGAAGUGCUUGGGGUGCCAGAGCUGCUGUGUUAAUCGUGACGUUGAUGGCCCUCUUUGCCGGUCAGGGAUCUUGUUCGGAAGACGAGGAACGGCUGGUUCGCGACCUCUUCCGCGGCUACAACAAGCUGGUUCGGCCUGUCCAAAACAUGAGCAUGAAAGUCGAAGUCAAAUUUGGACUCACAUUCACGCAGCUCAUCAGCGUCAACGAAAAAAACCAGGUGAUGAAAUCCAACGUUUGGCUCCGAGUGACUUGGCAGGACUAUCAACUGCAGUGGGACGUGGCGGAUUACGGUGGUAUCAACGUUCUUCGCUUGCCGCCGGAUCGCGUAUGGAAGCCCGACAUCGUACUUUUUAAUAACGCCGAUGGCAACUACGAAGUUCGCUACAAAUGCAACAUUCUCAUUUAUUCCGGUGGUGAAGUCCUUUGGGUGCCUCCCGCCAUCUAUCAGAGUUCGUGCACGAUCGACGUGACGUACUUCCCGUUCGACCAGCAGACAUGUCUCCUGAAAUUCGGUUCGUGGACGUUCAACGGCGACCAGGUGUCGCUGGAUUUCUACCUGGACAAGCAUCACGUCGACUUAUCCGAUUACUGGAAAUCCGGUACGUGGGACAUCAUCGAGGUGCCGGGCAAGCGCAACGUCCACAACCACACGAAGCCGACCCAGAUGGACAUCACGUUCUCCAUCACGAUCCGGCGGAAGACGCUCUUCUACACGGUCAACUUGAUCCUGCCGACCGUCCUCAUUUCCUUCCUUUGCGUCCUUGUCUUUUACCUACCGGCCGAGGCCGGCGAGAAGGUGACGCUAGGCAUCAGUAUUCUCCUCUCACUUGUCGUGUUCCUCCUGCUCGUCUCCAAGAUCUUGCCGCCCACCUCGCUCGUCCUCCCGCUCAUCGCCAAGUAUCUCCUAUUCACUUUCAUCAUGAACACGCUCUCCAUCCUCGUCACCGUCGUCAUCAUCAACUGGAACUUCAGGGGGCCGCGGACACACCGCAUGCCCAACUGGAUCCGGGUGGUCUUCCUUAAAUAUUUGCCAGUUCUUCUCUUGAUGAAACGACCUAAAAAAACGCGCCUCCGGUGGAUGAUGGAGCCGCCGGCCGGUGGCUACGGCAGCUACGGCAAUUUCGGCGGAGGAGCAACUGCGGCUAGCACGACCAGUAUGGGUAUGAGCAUGAGUAUGGCCGGCGGGAUGAGCACCUCUUCUUCCGGCAUGGGUCAACCUCCUCCACCGCCUCCACCACCUCCGCCUUUGCUUCCUUACCCUUCAGCCGGCGGCGCGGCAGGAAAAAUGGAAGUGAUGGAACUGGCCGACUUGCAUCAUCCCGACUGCCGGAUGAGCCGACAGAACAGCGAACAGCUGCGGGAAAGAGAGCGUGAACAUCACGAUCCGCAUUGCUGCGAACGACUGCACGCCACCUCGUCCAACGAGGAACUCAUGAAUCUGAACGAACGGUCGGCUGCAAUCGGCAGCCGCGAAGUGCUCGAACCGCCCGAAACGCUCCUACUCACUCCGGAGGCAUAUAAAGCCACCGAAGCUGUCGAGUUUAUCGCCGAGCAUCUGAGAAACGAAGACGAAUACACGCAGAUUCGCGAAGACUGGAAGUACGUGGCCAUGGUCAUCGAUCGUCUGCAGUUGUACGUGUUCUUCGCCGUGACGACGGCCGGCACCAUUGGCAUCCUCAUCAACGCCCCUCACAUCUUCGAAUACGUCGACCAGGAUAAGGUCGUACAGAUGUAUCGGUGGGAGACCGGCUAAGUUCGCAAUUAGUACGAACGGUUAACCCCAAAAAGUCAACGAGCAAACGAGCGAGAGAUCCCACUCUUACCCCAAACAGUACGUCAUCUUUUUCCAUGUUGUUGCAUUUUACAUAGUCAAAUCCCAUCAUCCCUUUCUUUGGUAUAUUAAUACAUGAUAUAACUAGUCUUCUCAUCCCCCCACCGUCAUGCGUGUGCGUAAUUUGCGUUGUCAUAUUCAAAAACCCAUCGACUUCUUUUUUUUUUUUCAAAACCCGUUUUUUUUGUCUGGCUGCCAAUGAUUCCCCACUCGUUUAUCUGUCCUUUCUCUCCUCGUGGCGUUUUGUUUUCCACGUGUACAGAAUAUAACGAAAAACAAUAACAUUGGAGGAAACAAAAGCACUCGAAAUAAAGCCCUUACCAUGUCUCUGUUCUCUUCCGUACCACUGUUCCUCUUCCUUGUAUUUGGGUAUUUAAACACACACUCGUUCAUGUAUACAGUACAUCAAGUUUCAAAGAAAUGUUUGCAACUCUCUGCCGUGUUGGUGAUGGCUUUUUAUUUCACUUGCGUAUUUAUCCCCCCCCCCCCAUCCCUUUCUGUUUUGACUCAUACUUUCUCGUCCCACUCAUGUUUUUAGUUGGUAGAUUAUUAGGUGCUUCGGUUUGUAUUCACAUUCGUAUCGACUGUUCAUCGCCGUCACUCUGUCUUUACUUGUGUGUGUUAAAUAAACACACCAUGCCACGCAAGGAAGUUAUUAUUCUGAAAGAGAAAAAGACAGCGAAAAACAAUCCGAUUAUAUACGAGACAUUUGUAGAUGGAUCAAUGUUUGCUGUGUCUUUCGACAUGAAGAGAUCCUUAAGCUCCCACGCUCCCUGUUUGGACGUUCAAUGAUGAUGGUGUUCAUGACGCAUUGAUGUGAUCUUGUCGGAUAAUUUUUUUUCCUCCUUUUUUCUUUGCCCGCCCAACUUUAAUGCUGACAUGCAGUAAGAAAUAAGACUUCAAAAACUGUGUGACAUGUAUGCUUGCUACUGCUCGACAAAGUUUUGAAAUCUUUAUUUUAGAUGUCGAAGAAAAAAAUACUUACAUUAUGUAUGGUGGACAAGAACUGGCAUUGUAGCAUACUCAUUUUUAACAAGUAUUUUUUCCCGCAGAAGAUGACCCACCUCCUUUGAAAACAGCAGUGUGCAUUACAAACAAACAAAACAUAAAAAGAAUACUUGGUUGACACUCUCUUCCGUGUUUCAAUGUUUCUUCAUUUUGUGCCAAAUUGCAGCUGUGUUCUUGUACGUCAAAUGAUGGCUAUGAAAAUGAUGAUACAGCAGGUUAUAUACAUAAUGACG